Messenger RNA from Telopea speciosissima, 1170 nucleotides. RefSeq lists its product as uncharacterized. The transcript is spliced from 3 exons. Lineage: Eukaryota; Viridiplantae; Streptophyta; Magnoliopsida; Proteales; Proteaceae. Gene Ontology annotation, molecular function: zinc ion binding; nucleic acid binding. The record is from RefSeq and is a predicted model, not a curated record. The coding region runs from base 1 to 1170 and encodes 389 amino acids.
AUGAAUGAAAGUGAAGAUAUUGAAGCAUAUAUGGUUAGAGUCAAUGAAGUUGUAAAUGCUAUCAGAGGUCUAGGUCAUACAUUGAGUGACUCCGAGAUUUUUCAGAAGAUACUCAGAUCACUUCUUCCCAAAGAUGACUCCAGGGUAUUAGUUAUUGAAGAUCAUGAUGAUAUAGACAACUUGACAUUAGAUGUUUUGCAAGGAAAGUUGAAGGCCUAUGAGAUGAGAACUGGGAAAAGAAAAGGCAAAUCAAAAGACAAAGAGAUUGCUUUUAAAGUAAUGAAGAAUCUAAAAAUUGAAGAAAAUUCUGAUAUUGAGUUGGAUAGUGAUGAUGAGGCUGAAUCAAACUUUGUUAGAAAGCUCACCAGAGGAAAAGGUAAGUAUCAAGGUAAGCUUCCAUUCAAGUGCUUCAGAUGUGGUGAUAUUGGUCACUAUGCUACCUCGUGUCCUCAAAAGAAGAAAUUCAGAGGCAAUGAUGAUGAAGACAACAACAACAAAGAAAAAUGCAAAGGGAAGAAAAAGCAGUUCACUAAGAGAAGAUUCCCCAAGAAGAAGGUUUUUAUCUCCAAGGAGAGUGAUGACUCCUCAUCUGAUUCAGAGAUUGAUGAAGAUUCAGACAGUGGUAUCAAGACAGAGGAAGUGGAAGCUAUAGUGGAUCUUGAGGAAGAGUUGGAAGAGGCUCUUGAGAAGCUUGAUAUUGAGAAGAAAAAGAAUAAGAAGCUGGUCAAGGUCUGUAUGAAACAAGAAAAAGAACUGGAGAGUUUGAAAGAUAGCCAGACCACUUUGAAUGAUCUUGAGACUCAACUUGCAUUCAAGGUUACUCACUGCAAAAAGCUUGCUCAAGAAAAUGAGGUUCUUCAAAGCCAAAUCAAAGAGUAUGAAGACAAAAUCAGCAACUAUGAGUUGAUGUGGGUUGAACUUAAUGAGUUGAAACAGAAAGUAAGAAAAUUUGAUGAGAAUGGAGUAUCUCAAGAAAUUCAGCUCACUCAAUCUCAACCAAACAAGUCAAGUCAGAUUCUUGAGAAGAUCAUCAAUAAUCAGAGACCAGCUAGCAUGAAAUCAGGUUUAGGAGCUCAAGACAAGGCUGUUCAAUGGAUCCUUGAUAGUGGUUGUUCAAGUCACAUGACUAGUGAUAAGAACAAGUUUGCUGAGCUCAAUCAAUAUCUCUAA